AUGCCCAAGAAGCUCCGUUGCACCGCCAAGGACUGCCGAGAGCCCGCUCAGCGCAUCGUGGGUGACUGCACCUUUUGCAACGGCCACUUCUGCGGCAAGCACCGUUUGUUAGAGGACCACAAGUGCAGCGGUCUGGAAGACUGCAAGAAGCAGUCUCACGCACGUAACGCUGCUCAGCUUGAGGCUGAGCGGACGCAAGUCAUCCGAGGCGUCUAA
Trichoderma aggressivum f. europaeum is the source of this 216-nucleotide messenger RNA. RefSeq lists its product as uncharacterized. The transcript has 2 exons. Gene Ontology annotation, molecular function: zinc ion binding. The record is from RefSeq and is a predicted model, not a curated record. Bases 1 to 216 code for a protein of 71 amino acids. Lineage: Eukaryota; Fungi; Ascomycota; Sordariomycetes; Hypocreales; Hypocreaceae.